Molecule: messenger RNA, 1675 nt
Organism: Porites evermanni
Lineage: Eukaryota; Metazoa; Cnidaria; Anthozoa; Scleractinia; Poritidae
Source: the annotation of a GenBank genome assembly
GAGGUUGAAAAAAGAAAACAAAUACAGCAGCUAAUACUGAGUGGGAAAAUCUUGCUGGACAAGGUAACAAAAUUAUUAACAAGAGAAUCCAAAGCAACCAUCGUUUUCAACCUGUCAUAACCUACAACCCCUUUUCACUACCCUCUACCCCUGAAUAAUCCUUGAGAAAAGCGUGGCUUCCAAGUGACACAGGACAUAUUGAUCAUUUAUGGGCUUGUAACUUCAUAUUUCACACCAUUCUCAGACCCUGAAAGGAUGAUUUGCAACAACUAUAAUAUGUAGUGCUGGAACUAUGUUGCAACAAUUUGAAUCAAAGUUGCAAUGCUAUGUUGCGCUAAAAAUAAUCAUUUAUUUGUGAAUCGUCCAAUCUGUUACAGGUCAAAUUCGAUUUCAGGUUUAAAAAAUUUUUUUUACCUAGGUUGAUCUUUCAGGGAGCAAUAAUUAUUUAUAUUGUCUCUUAGGGCUAGUGUAGACAAAGAAAAUUGAAAGUCAGCUGAGGUUAAAUCUUUCAAAAUUAACCUGAAAUCAAAUUUAGACUGUAACAAAUGUAACAUCACCUUAAGAUGAAGUGAAUGUCUAUCAUAGAGAGAUCUGACCCCUUAGUGAGAGUCAAAAGGAAUGACUUAAGGUAAGAAAGGGAAAUCACUGAACUCUUAGUUGCAAUUUUUGGCAAGUGUUUGACUUACGUAGGCAUGAUCUGCUAAGAGAUCUAGAGAGUUUAUGGUAACUUGUAACCUUAUAAUCCCUUUUCAAUUUUUUUUUUCAGGAAACUAUUGAAAAACACUUAAAUGCUGGCAAAAGUGGAAGUGAUUCUAGUUCUCUCUCAUCAUCAUCAAGCCAGCUACAGUUAGAUGGAGAUAAUUCCUUAUUUGAUUUAAAUAGUGGAAAUGCAUGUUCAAAGGCCCCUGUUGGAUACUCUCAGUUGCAAGACCACAUAAAAACUGAGGCCACGCAAAACAGUCUUGAAAACUGCAUACAGAAAUUGGAUAUUGUUGACGACAACAAAGGGGCAAUCAAUGAUAUGAUUCCCCCAAGAUUCCAAAACAGUAAAUGGGAAAAGAACUUCAAAAAGCAGAAAAGUAGACCAUGGGUCAAUAAGCAAAAACAGACUUAUAGUAAAAGCAAUAAAAAAGAGGAAAGCAAUAGACAGAAGAGUUGGGGUGAUGAGUCAACACCACAACAGGAACUUAGACCGUCAGGGUCUAGCAUUCAAAAUCAAGCUUCAAGUUUUGAUCCCUGGCGUGAGUGGGAGGCAUCGGUCGUUGUGGAUGGACGGAUUGAGGAUGAAUAUUUAGAAGACAUUGUAGUUGUUGAUGAUAAUGACAACCUGGAUGAUGUGAUGGUUCAACAGUACGUGAAUGCACUGCAUCAAGAGACAAAUGGCACUGCUGCAAAGCCUACAACCUCCAAAGUGACUCCCAGUCUCAUUCAAGAACUAGGUAACCUUAAGUCAACAACAAAUGCUGAUUCUUACAAAAUGCCAGCAGGAACAAUUCCUAACCCUCCCAAAGGCCCUGAUCGCUGGGGUGGUGUUGAACUUAAAGGUAUUGAGGAGCCCACUGGCUGGGGUGAUAUUGUAGAAGAUUCAGGGAACUGGUAUGAUGAUGGAUCAAUGAUGUGGGGAGCUCCGUCAGUGCCAUAUGGAGCUAACGGUGGAUGGAGUUGGAACAGUUAA